This is a messenger RNA of Jaculus jaculus (lesser Egyptian jerboa), 1327 nucleotides long. It is a transcript of the gene Ankrd63, whose product is annotated as ankyrin repeat domain 63. The coding region runs from base 1 to 1158 and encodes 385 amino acids. The transcript has a single exon. Gene Ontology annotation, cellular component: nucleus. Lineage: Eukaryota; Metazoa; Chordata; Mammalia; Rodentia; Dipodidae. Gene Ontology annotation, molecular function: protein binding. The record is from RefSeq and is a predicted model, not a curated record. Gene Ontology annotation, biological process: regulation of gene expression.
AUGCUCAAGCCCAAGGACCUGUGUCCCCGAGCGGGUACGCGCACCUUCCUCGAGGCCAUGCAGGCGGGCAAAGUGCACUUGGCCCGUUUCGUGCUGGACGCCCUGGACCGCAGCAUCAUCGACUGCCGCGCGGAGCAGGGCCGCACGCCGCUCAUGGUGGCCGUGGGGCUGCCCGACCCGGCGAUGCGCUCGCGCUUCGUGCGGCUGCUGCUCGAGCAGGGCGCCGCCGUGAACCUGCGCGACGAGCGCGGCCGCACGGCUCUCAGCCUGGCGUGCGAGCGAGGCCACCUGGACGCCGUGCAGCUGCUCGUGCAGUUCAGCGGGGACCCCGAGGCGGCGGACUCGGCCGGCAACAGCCCCGUGAUGUGGGCGGCGGCGUGCGGCCACGGGGCGGUGCUCGAGUUCCUGGUGCGCUCCUUCCGCCGGCUGGGCCUGCGCCUCGACCGCACCAACCGGGCGGGCCUCACCGCGCUGCAGCUGGCCGCCUCCGGGGGCCACGGGACCUGUGUGCAGGCCCUCACCGGGCCCUGGGGCCGGGCCGCCGCCGCCGCCGCCGCCCGGGGUUCCAACUCCGACAGCCCCCCUGGCCACCCGGCCCCGGCGCCCAGCCCCGAGCGUCGACGACCCAGCCCCCGGCGUCUGCCGCGGCCUCUGCUGGCCCGCUUCGCGCGAGCGGCGGGCGGCCACGGCCACGGUCACGGCGUUGAGCCUGCCUCGGCCGGGAAGGGCUCGGGCCGGCACCGGGCACCAGGCAGCGAGCGGCCAGAGCUGGGCCGGAGUAUGAGCCUAGCUCUGGGUGCCAUGACGGAGGCGGAGACGGCCCGCCUGCGGGCGGGGGCCCUGAUGGCCAGAGCAAACUCACCCCAGUCUUCGGGGAGUGGGCGGUGGCGCUCACAGGAGGUGCUGGAGGGAGCGCCCCCAACCUUAGCGCAAGCCCCCCCUAUUGGCCUUAGUCCUCACCCAGAGGGUGGCCCCGGUUCGGGCCGCCUGGGUUUGCGUAGACGUUCCACAGCCCCAGACAUCCCCAGCCUGGUCGGGGAGAGUCCAGGGCACAGUAGCGGCCCGGAGAUCGAGGCCAACGCUCUCUCCUUCUCGAUGCCUGGGCCGAAGCCUUGGCAGGCGGGCACGGAGGCUGUGGUGCUGCAGGCUCAGCGGUAAAGAGGGUGAAGGCGGAUCCCCGAAACUCCCCCCCCCACUACCCUCUGGUCCUUUCUUCCAGGUCCUUCACUUUCUCUGAACCCCCCCCCCCAAAUGCCUAAGAACCUGACCCCACUACCAAAAGGAGACCUCCACCAGUUCUCCACCAGAAGUAAGAGGGAUUCCUUUU